CUGGCGCGAGCUGCGUCCAGUCGUCGUUCGCUCGUGGCCCGGAGUACGUAAGGACGCCGCAAACGCGUGUAAAUUCGGAGAGAAACAGCAUUUUUGUUUUUCAGUUUAUUGUUUAUUUAUUGUUGUUGUUUCUAAAGAUCGACAAACGCAUUUAAAUUAUUUUUGCCGUAAAAUAUACAAGAACUUUUGCUGAAACACCGAUUUCUUCGUGUUCACGUUUUUUGCACGCGUCAAAAUACGAUAAAACAUGGUUUUAAUGACCACCGGGCAACCGCUGAGCUGGGAGGAAACGAAAAAACUUUCCGAUCACGUAAGGAAACAUGGUAUCAAGCAAUUCAUCAAUCUUUACAAACGACUCCGUGACAGACAAGGCGAUGUUCUCAAAUGGGGGGACGAGGUCGAAUACAUGAUCGUCAAGUUUGACGACGAUAAAAAAACUGCCAAGGUUAGUCUGAGGGCUGAGGAAAUUUUGGCGAAAUUGAAUGAAAAAGAGCAGAAAGAUCCUGCUGCCGUCAAAUCUCUUUGGAGGCCUGAAUAUGGAUCCUACAUGAUCGAGGGGACUCCAGGAAAACCUUAUGGCGGCUUGCUAGCCCACUUCAAUGUCGUCGAAGCCAAUAUGCGAUACCGGCGACAAGAAGCAGUUAAAGAACUGCGCGAUGGCGAAGUUUUGCUAUCCUUGACUAGUUUUCCGCGUUUGGGUGCUCCCGACUUCACAGAUCCACCUGUAAAACCAACGCCUCAAGCCGGUGCUUCUCGCAGCCUGUUUUUUCCUGACGAAGCCAUUUUUCUUGGACAUCCUCGAUUCCAAACUCUCACUCGCAAUAUUCGACAAAGACGUGGGGAAAAAGUUGCCAUUAAUAUUCCUAUUUACAGAGACGAAAAUGUGCCCGAGCCCUUUAAAGAAAAUUUUGAAGCGCUCGGCGACGAUGGAACCAGUGCAAGGGCUGCGCAGGAAAACCAUGUUUACAUGGACGCCAUGGGUUUUGGAAUGGGUUGCUGUUGCUUGCAGUUGACGUUCCAGGCCUGCAACAUCCAAGAGGCAAGGACCUUGUACGAUCAGCUAACGCCGCUUUGCCCAAUAAUGUUGGCACUCACAGCCGCAAGUCCUUUGCAUCGAGGCUACGUAACGGACGUCGAUUGUCGAUGGAACGUUAUUUCCUGUUCGGUCGACUGUAGAACGCGUGAGGAACGAGGGCUCGAGCCUCUCAAAGAAAACAAAUUUCGUAUAAACAAAUCCCGGUACGAUUCGAUCGACUCUUACCUCAGCGAACAAGGUGAUCAGUAUAACGACGUUCCUCUCAUUUACGACGAGGAUAUUUACAAGGAACUUUUGGAAAAUGGUAUCGAUCGACUAUUGGCUCAGCACAUCGCUCAUUUGUUCAUCCGCGAUUCGGUUUCGUUGUUUUCCGAAAAAGUUCAUCAGAACGAUCUCGAAGACACGGAUCAUUUCGAGAACAUCCAAUCAACGAAUUGGCAAACCAUGCGUUUCAAGCCACCGCCUCCGAACUCAUCGAUUGGUUGGCGAGUGGAAUUUCGUCCUUGCGAGGUUCAAAUAACCGAUUUCGAGAACGCAGCGAUAGUCUGUUUCGUGGUGUUGUUAACACGCGUUAUUCUCAGCUACAAAUUGAACCUCUUAAUACCGAUCAGUAAAGUCGACGAGAACAUGGCGAGGGCCCAGAAACGUGAUGCAGUGAAAAACGAAAAAUUCACAUUCCGACGGGACAUCACGUCGUCCACGUGCGAUCCUGACAAUCGUGACGAAUUCACCGAGUACACAGUCGACGAAAUAAUCAACGGGAAAGAAGGUGUUUUCCCUGGCCUCGUUCCACUCGUAAAUUCUUAUCUCGCCAGCAUGAACGGCGACGCCGAUACUUACUGCACCAUCCAGAGGUAUCUCAAAUUUAUUCAGAGACGUGCCUCCGGCGAACUCUUGACCACUGCCGCCUGGCUCCGAAAGGAAGUCACCACGCAUCCGGAUUACAAAAAAGACGCAAUAAUAACGUCACGAAUAAACUACGAUCUGCUGAAGAAGAUCGAUGCGAUUGAGAAGAACGCAUCUCUGUGUCCGGAGCUCCUGGGCCCCUGUACGACGUCCAAAACAACCGAGACAAUACCGCCGGCUGUGGCCAAAGCCGAAAACUGCCGCACUCCGGACUGUUGAUAUUUGUAUUUUAUUUUACCGUAGCAAGACUGGGAGCUGAAUAUGUGCGAAUGUGUGAAUGUGUGAGAAUGAGAAAUCUGAGAGAGAAAACAGAGUUUAGCGGAGAUGAAGAACAACAGAGAAUUCUUAUAUAUUAAAAUAUACAUAGCAAGAUUUUAACGUCAUCGCACUGCGUGACCAAUACACAGGCACUAUGUACGUAUAUAUCGUGUAUAUGUGAAUGUAUAUUGCGAGGGAUGUCCCAGGUUUUAGGCCUUAUUCUCGAAGAUUCGCGGAGUAUCCAAAUUUUCAGAAACCACGAGCUUUGGACCCGUGUCUUGACUCAAUGGUUGGAGAUAGAGCAAAAAUGCAUCAGAUCAAUUUUUUAGAGCGUCAAAUUUCCUACAAAAAAGUUCCUCUACAAUUUUUUCUAGGGCCUCUUUUUCAGUUGUGGAAGGGCCACGAAAGAAAACGAAGACAAACUUUCCAAGAACCUUUUUUGACUGGAUCUCGAGGCUGCAGUUCUGGAGAUGAAGCAAUGAGGCCAAGGACUUUUUUGUAGAAAAUUCUCCGCUCUACAAUAUCGGUUAUGAGCAAUUUUUGCCUAUCUCUCAUUCUUUCGACGUUAUGCAGGAUUGAUGACUUUCCUUCCUCUUUUUUGGCAUUCAAUCAAUAAAAUAGGUAAUUUGGUGGAAAAAUUGAAAGAAUCUUUCGAGAUGAGACGUCUUGUUUAUACAAUCUCAUAUAUGAAGAUAUGUGUGUACAUAUAUAAAUAUUAUAUAAAAACAUACUUAAGGUGGCAGCGCGAUAAAUCCGCGGGAAGGAGAAAAGUGGCUUUCACCAACGAGAAAUUACGAUCAAGAACAAAAAGAACACAUUCCGCUGAAAUUUGCCUCGGAUUUUCUAAUUUUCGUCUUUUAUUGUAAUCCGAUUUUGCAUUUGUCAAUUUUUUCCUCACGUUGAGGAAUUUUCGAUCUUAAAAAUUCCACGUUUCACGUGAAUUAUGUUCAGGGAGAGAAAAGAAAAGAAAAAGUAUUUACUGGGUUACACUCUUUGGUCGGAAUGAACUAACAGAAAAUGGCAAAUUUUUGUUUUUACUCUUUUUGUUUUUUUCAUCGUACGAUUAAAUUGUUACGUUUACGAAUAUUAUUUUCUAUUUAGAUUAAAAUUUGGUGAGAAGAAAGGCACGCUCAAAGGCAAGAUGAACAAAUCCCAAUAAAAAGUAUUUAUGAAGAUUUUCAA
Venturia canescens is the source of this 3382-nucleotide messenger RNA. It is a transcript of the gene Gclc, whose product is annotated as glutamate--cysteine ligase. Gene Ontology annotation, molecular function: glutamate-cysteine ligase activity. Gene Ontology annotation, cellular component: glutamate-cysteine ligase complex. Lineage: Eukaryota; Metazoa; Arthropoda; Insecta; Hymenoptera; Ichneumonidae. The transcript has 7 exons. The record is from RefSeq and is a predicted model, not a curated record. Gene Ontology annotation, biological process: glutathione biosynthetic process. The coding region runs from base 248 to 2161 and encodes 637 amino acids.